Aegilops tauschii subsp. strangulata is the source of this 1101-nucleotide messenger RNA. Its product is annotated as aspartyl protease family protein At5g10770-like. Gene Ontology annotation, molecular function: aspartic-type endopeptidase activity. The record is from RefSeq and is a predicted model, not a curated record. Gene Ontology annotation, biological process: proteolysis. NCBI's taxonomy places the organism in Eukaryota, Viridiplantae, Streptophyta, Magnoliopsida, Poales, Poaceae.
AUGGGAAUUUUUUCGAGGGCGUGGCGAGGGGAUCUCCUUUCUGGAACGAUCUCCAAGCGGUCCGGCCAGCUUUCGCUCAGGGAGCAAAGUUCUCCAUUGUGGCCCGGCUCGGUCGUGAGGUUCUCCACGAACCACCGCGGUGGCGGGCUGCAGCAGUCGGAGGAGCUCAAGGUGCCGACCGAGCUGGGCUCUUCCCUGGACAUGCUGGAGUACGUCAUAACCGUCGGCGUCGGCUCGCUGGCGGUGCAGCAGACCAUGACCAUGGACACCGGGAGCGACGUGUCGUGGGUGCACUGCAACUCCAACUCCACGGCCGGGUCGCCGCCCUUCGACCCCGCCAAGUCGGCCACGUACGCCGCGUUCCCGUGCGGCGCCCCGGCGUGCACACAGCUCGGUGCGGAGGCCAACGCCUGCUCCAACUCGCAGUGCCAGUACAUGGUCCGCUACGGCGACGGCUCCAACACCACCGGCACGUACGGCUACGACACGCUGGCGCUGGGCUCGGACACGGUCAAGGGCUUCCAGUUCGGCUGCAGCCGCGUCGAGGAGGGGUUCGGCGACAAGACCGACGGGCUCAUGGGGCUCGGCGGCGACGCGCAGUCGCUCAUCUCGCAGACCGCGGCGACGUACGGCAGGGCCUUCUCCUACUGCCUCCCGCCUUCCCCCGGCUCCAAGGGGUUCCUGACGCUCGGCGUGCAGACCAGCACGGCGGGCUUCGCGACCACGGGGAUGCUCCGAAGCGAGCAGGCCCCGACGUUCUACGGCGUGCUCCUCCAGGGCAUCAAGGUCGGCGGUGAGCAGCUCAGCGUGGCGCCCUCCGUCUUCUCUGCCGGGUCCGUGAUGGACUCCGGGACCAUCAUCACGCGGCUGCCGCCCACGGCGUACACAUCGCUCAAGACGGCGUUCAAGGACGGCAUGAAGCAGUACCCGACGGCGCCGUCCAGGAGCAUCCUGGACACGUGCUUCGACUUCAGCGGCCAGGACAACGUCAGCAUACCGACCGUCGCUCUGAUGUUCGACGGCGGCGCGGUCGUCGACCUCGACGCGAACGGGAUCAUAUUCGGCAGCUGCCUCGCGUUCACGACCGAGCCGGGCCACUAA